CCCAAAACAAAAAGUUAAACCAUGAAACAUGUGCUUUACUUUCAGAAUGAGCCUGUGGACGCACAAGGCAUUCCACGGCUCACUGCUCAAUAAACAGCUUCAUUCGCUGGAGUUUUACUAUACCGCUGCUUUGCCCUAGGCUACCAUUCUCAGCUCCACUAGUUUAAUGAGCUGGUAUGCACCAGAGUGGAAAUCCUUUGCCUUAGGGUGUAGCGAUAUUUAGAUAAUGCAAAGGGAGUUUCCUCUAGCCAUUCCAGCAACACCACUGCCCUGUCUGGGUACAGCACUUCAGCUCUGGGCUGGUCUGAUUUACGGAGUCUUUCUUUACAGACGCAUUCCAAAUGUGCAGUGCAGCAGAACCGCAGGCUUGUAGUCUAGAUCAGACUUGUACAGUAUAUUCCAGCAUUAGAAGCUACGCCCCACAGAAGUAUAAAGGGUUCGCUGUUACUUAGUGCCUUCAGCCACAAUGCAAGUAAGAAACAUUGUGGAAUUAGAAGAGGUUAUUCUGCACAUCGGUCUUUGCUGGAUCGCCACUAGGACAGAAUCGCUGUGUUUUUGAAGGAUUGCACUGUUGUCUACUAUCAUUGAAAGCAUGUGGCUGACCAAGCUUGUAGCCUUCAGCCUCCUGGUUGCAGUGGCAACAGUGGAGCAGAAGAAGCUGAGCCCCCAUGCCAGCACGCUGGCAGACAGCAGUGCGAGGCUGGCCUUCGACCUCUACCACAGCAUGGCCAAGGAGAAGGAUCUGGACAACCUCCUGAUCUCCCCCGUGGUGGUCUCCUCCUCCCUCGGGCUGCUGCACCUCGGGGGCCAGUCCUCCACUGCGGCGCAGGUCAAGAAGGUGCUCCACGUAGACAAGGUGAGCGAUGAGCAGCUCCACGCCGGGCUCUCAGAGCUCCUGAGCGAGGUGAGUAACUCCAGCGCCCGCAAUGUGACGUGGAAGAUCGGGAGCCGGCUCUACGGGCCGAGCGCGGUCACCUUCACAGACGCCUUCGUUCAGAGCAGCAAGAAGCACUACAACUGCGAGCACGCCAAGAUCAACAUGAGAGACAAGCAGGGCGCCGUGAAGGCCCUGAACGAGUGGGCUGCUCACACCACGGACGGGAAGCUGCCGGAGAUCACCAAGGAUGUGGAGGAGACUGACGGAGCCAUCAUUGCAAACGCCAUGUUCUUCAAACCUCACUGGGAUGAGAAGUUUCAUCAUCAGAUGGUGGACAACCGUGUCUUCCUGGUGUCACGCUCCUUUACCGUUUCUGUUCCCAUGAUGCAUCGCACAGGUUUUUAUCGCUUCCACGAGGAUAAGGAAAACAAGCUCUAUGUGCUCAAUAUGCCGCUGGCCCACAAGAAGUCCAGCAUGAUCUUAAUCAUGCCCUUCCAUGUGGAGCCCCUGGAGAGGCUGGAGAAGCUUCUGAGCAGAAAGCAGCUGGACACCUGGAUCAGCAAGCUGGAGGAGACGGCCAUCGCACUGUCUCUGCCCAAAGUCGGCAUGGAAGUGAGCCACAAACUGCAGAAACACCUCGGGGAGCUGGGGCUGACUGAGGCACUGGACAAAAGCAAGGCAGACCUGUCCAAGGUCUCUGGGAAGAAGGGUCUGUACGUGUCCAACGUCUUCCACGCCUCAGCCCUGGAGUGGGACACAGACGGAAACCCAUUUGACACCAGUAUCUUUGGGUCUGAGAAGAUGAAGAACCCCAGACUCUUCUACGCAGACCAUCCCUUCAUCUUCCUCGUAAAGGACAAUGAAAGCAACUCCAUUCUGUUCAUAGGCAGGCUUGUGAGACCUAAAGGGGAGAAAAUGAGAGAUGAAUUGUAGUUGUUGAGACGAGAUAGGUGGCUUUAUUUUUUAAGUAAGUAUGAAAGUUUGGUCAUGCUGGUUUUGCUGGGUGAAAAUGCAACAUGUUUCUUACCUCAUAUAACCAUUCCAAAAAUAAUUUCAAAAACAAACUCUGGAUUUGUAGCUGGUGGACCUACAUUGACCAUUUUUAUACAAAUGAAUACGUGUCUUUUAUAGAAAACAACUGAAAACACUCAAAUGUCAAUUCUGAAGAAAUCCAAGUCAAGCAGACCAUCCGUUUGUGUCUUCAGUGCUCCUCACAGGAGGGUCUGUGCAAUCGAUCUAAACAGGGCAGGCCCUCAAUGCGACUGCCAUUCACUAACAUAAAAAAACUUCUCCUAUAGUUUAUUUCGUUGUUAUGUUGGAACAGAAAGGAGCGCAUUAAGCAGGCUCACUUGCACUGGUAGUUUUAUUAGUCAUCUCUGAAGAGCUCUUUCUGAAUUAUUUGUGUUGUGGUGGUAUUAUGAUAGGACUCCACUGAUUCAGAUAUUUGCCUGCUUGAAUUCUUAUGAUUUUUUUUUAUUUAACAUUUCAGAUAAUCAAGACCUGGAUUAAAUCAAAUUUAAGGCAAUGCCAUAGCAAUUAUAAAGUACAGCAAAGGGGGCUCCAUAAAGUUUGAUUUCAUUGAAUAGAAGCGUCUGGAUGGGGUUGUUUUUCACACUCUGUAUUACUGAAGGCAGGGGUCUGCUUAUAUGAAGUAUGCUGUGAUUGUUUCACUUGGAUAUUUUGGAUACUUUGGGUGCUGUAAUUACCACAGCUCUGCACUGAAGACUGGUCCUGAGCACCAGCGGCCUCUGGAUAGGAGGCAAUCGCUCCCACAUUCACUUAGACGUUUCUUCUUUGUUCUUUCUUCACCAGUUGCUUCCUUGUCUUCUGUUAGGGCAUGCAUGUUGCCACAAACUGUUUGGACUGAUCUGAUACUCUCUGACUGGUAUACUUUUUUUUUUUCAAUAAAAAUAAUGAAAUUAAA
This is a messenger RNA of Acipenser ruthenus (sterlet), 2801 nucleotides long. RefSeq names its product serpin H1-like. Gene Ontology annotation, cellular component: endoplasmic reticulum. Gene Ontology annotation, molecular function: serine-type endopeptidase inhibitor activity. The coding region runs from base 593 to 1810 and encodes 405 amino acids. The record is from RefSeq and is a predicted model, not a curated record. The transcript is spliced from 5 exons. Lineage: Eukaryota; Metazoa; Chordata; Actinopteri; Acipenseriformes; Acipenseridae. Gene Ontology annotation, biological process: negative regulation of endopeptidase activity; collagen fibril organization.